Molecule: messenger RNA, 1204 nt
Organism: Cherax quadricarinatus
Lineage: Eukaryota; Metazoa; Arthropoda; Malacostraca; Decapoda; Parastacidae
Source: RefSeq, a predicted model, not a curated record
CAGAGGCUGUGGCUGGUGAUAUUAAUUGUCGCUGAAGUGAGUUCAUUUGUGGACCCGCCUCCCCUCACUCUGCCCGGGGAUGUUAUUAUUGGUAUGGUGGGGGACCUUCAUGAUGGUGAGGAGGCGUCUGGAGGUUGUGGUGCAUUGAACACCCGAGCUGUUGAACGUGUGGGUGCUGCUCAGUGGGCUCUGGCUACUAUCAAUAAUCAGUCUCAACAUGACUAUACUAUCGGUAUUCGCGUGUAUGAUGCUUGUGGGAACCCAGACUUGGCCAUGAGGCAGACAGUGAAGCUACUCCAGGAGGCGCAGCCACCUCAUCCUCCUUUACUCGGUGUAGUUGCUUUUGGGUCUGCUAAAGUGGUAUUAGGGACAGCCACACCAUUACAUGCCUUCAACACCCCUAUCAUCAUCACUGAUGCUCGUGCUGCCCACACAGUUGUCCCUGAUGAUAAUGUCUUCUCUACUGCUCCACAUCUCACUGAUCAGCUUCAGGCAGUACUCUCUGCUGGUGUGCGUUUGGGUGGAGGAGUGAUAGGUGUGCAGGUUGUGUGUAGCUGCAGUCAUGCUUCACUAGUACUGCAGGAGAGGGCAUCAAGGGCAGGUCUCAGGAUUCUCAACUUGCUGCAAAUUGAGAAUGAAAACAAUAUAACAAAAAAGAUAACACAUUUUAUCAAUAGUGAAGUGAGCAAUGGUGGAGUAGUAAUAUUACUGCUCAGUGCUGCUGAGCUGAACAUUUUCACUGCUGAAGUUGAUAAUCAAAUGUUGAGGAAAUCCAGACUCCGCUGGGUGCUCACGGCAUUGGAUGGAGAACCACUUACUGGAGACUUGCAAGAAGAUCAGCUGAAGAAAAAGUUGGAUGGUGGACUUUUAGUAGAAGUGCACUCACCUGUCAUCCCUGGGUUCAGUCAGUAUUUUGCUGCCACUGUUCAUGCUAAUACAUCUUUGGUUGCUCCAUUAGCCAUGCAGUACAUGAAGAUUAUAUCACAUUGUGACACUGAGGCUCUUGCAGUGCAGUCAUUAUCACCACUGCCACAAUGCUCAGGCCUCCAGGUGAAGGAAUUGACUAAAUUAGUGAACAGCAAUCUGACCACAGCCACUGUCAAGGCGGUGUCUUCCCUUGCAGCUGCAUUCCGUCUAGUACAGAUAGAAAGAUGUUCUACUGGGGUACACUGUCUGCAAGCUCUGCGCCAAGAUCUACACCAGG